ACUCAGUGCGCACUAGUGCAAGCUACCGAAUUCGCUAUUAGUUUGCCUUGUUUACAUCGCAUUGUGUUUUGUAUAUAUCAAGGCAUAUAAAUUGAAAAACUUAAAUUGUUUUGAAAUAAUUCAGAUAUUACUUAUAAUAUCGUUGUUAAUUUUAUGAGAUUAAUCGAAAUAAGCAUUUGCAAUCAUGAAUACAGAGAAGAUAACCUUGUCAAAAAACAUACUGCAGAUGAAAUUCAUGCAACGAACGAAAGAAAAAGUCGAAAAGCAACAAUUUCAAGAAGAAGGAGAGAUCUAUUUUGGAAACCAAAUUACAGAACGCAUGAAGAAGGAAUCAGAAAAAUUCGUCAUAGAACCAAGUUAUGUAUUUUGUGAGAACCUUGUCAAUGGUAGAAUGAGUUUUCAAGGAAUGAAUCCAGUAAUUGAAAAGUACAUGGAAUUGAUGCAGAAUAAGGAAAAAAUAAUGGAGGAGGAACUUCAGACUGAAGUAUCGGACGAACAAAUGACUGUUCAAUGGCAAAAAUUACGAAACAAGUUCGGAACUACGAACAAGCGUAAAAAUGUGCAAAAUAGUGAGGAUAAAGCCAAGCCACUACGGAAAAAACCAAAAUUCUUAAAACCAGUAGAUUGAUAUACUAUAAAUAAUGUAUAUUGUAUAGUUAGUUUUUAAUAUAUAUGUUAUCACUUUGGAGACCAGAAACACAAAAGUUGUCUCUGUCAAACAUAUUUCAAACACUGUGGUCCUGAAAGUGCUAAGUACUCAAUAAUAAAUCAGCUAUUAUAACACGAUUUUAAUAUAACUAUUCGAAAAAAGUAUCACUAGUUGAAACAUUAUUUGUUAUAUCUAAAAUAUAUAUUUUGUAUAUUUCGUUUCAUCCACUAAGAUUUCUUUUAAAGAAAAAAAUGUUUACAUAGAGAAUAAAUGGCUCGUAUUUUCUA
This is a messenger RNA of Odontomachus brunneus, 936 nucleotides long. RefSeq names its product M-phase phosphoprotein 6 (gene Mpp6). Gene Ontology annotation, biological process: maturation of 5.8S rRNA. The record is from RefSeq and is a predicted model, not a curated record. The transcript has 3 exons. Bases 185 to 628 code for a protein of 147 amino acids. NCBI's taxonomy places the organism in Eukaryota, Metazoa, Arthropoda, Insecta, Hymenoptera, Formicidae.